GAGCGAGUCGCCGUUCCCCCAACUGACGCUCAAAUCUAUCAACCCAUUUGAGCAAACAUCGAUCUCUUUCUCCUACACGAGCAGGUCGGUGGUUGCAUUCUCCGUGCCGAGUAGUUGAGUGACUUGUCUCUCGCUGGGUCUUGAUGGCUUCCCUGUACGGGCUUCUGCACCGGCCCCUCUCCGCCGCGGCCGCCGUCGCCGUCGCCACGGCGCUGCCCGACCACGUCUUCUCCCUCUCCAAGCAGUCCGAGCCCGACGCCUCGCCUCCGGCUGUCCCGGCACCGUGUUCGAAGCCUGCAGCCUGUCGAACGUCUAUUUCCGACGUCUCGCUCUUGCUCGCCGAUAACAAGCGCUCCGUCCGCUCCUCCUUUACCAUUGCUUCGCCGGCUAUCUUACUCACCCCGUACCAGUACGCGAAGCUAGCUAACCCUCGAAAGAACGACGAGUCCACACUGACCCUUGCGUCUUCGCAACCGGAUGGUCUCUACCGAUGGCAUCUGCCCGACCCCAAAGCCUACGGAGUCGCGGAGAGGAACGGGUGCUCGAAAGCAAAGUCUCAGACUGCGGUGAUCUUGCUCGGGUGGCUUGGAGCUAAGCAGAAGCAUCUGAAGAAGUAUGCAGAUUGGUACACUUCGAGGGGGUUUCAUGUCGUCUCUUUCACGCUCCCCUUGUCCGAUAUCGUGAGCUACAAGGUUGGGGGCAAGGUUGAGCAGAACGUGGAAUUGCUUGCUGAGCAUCUGGUGGAUUGGGUCUCGGAGGAGAGUGGGAAGAGCUUGGUUUUCCACACCUUCAGUAACACAGGCUGGUUGAUAUAUGGUGUAUUACUCCAGAAGUUUCAGAAGCAGGAACCCUCCGUAAUUGGAAAGAUCAAAGGUUGCAUUGUGGACUCAGCUCCCGAUGCAGCGCCCGAUCCUAAGGUUUGGGCUUCAGGCUUUUCUGCUGCUCUUUUGAAAAAGAAGAGUUUAGCAACAAAGGGAAUGGUGAGUUCAAAUGUUACAGGAAGGGGCACGACAACUGCUGAUGGUUCAUAUGGGGAUCCUAAACCUACAGUCACCGAAACUGCUUUGUUAGUGGCCUUGAAGAAGUUCUUUGAGGUGGUUCUAGACUUUCCUACUAUCAACAGGAGAUUGUCUGAUGUGCUAAAUUUACUAACAUCAGAGCAACCAAAGUGCCCUCAGUUGUAAUAUAGCUCUGCUGACAGAGUUAUUCCUGCAAAAUCUGUGGAGUCCUUUGUAGAAAGACAAAGAAGAGCUGGGCAUGAGGUCAGGGCAUGUGAUUUUUUGUCGUCGCCUCAUGUUGAUCACUUCAGAAGCCAUCCAGGUCUCUACAGUUCUCAGCUUGUUAACUUUCUGGAGGAUUGUGUUAUCACUUGUUGCAGAGAUUCUUCAUAAAAAAGUGUUUUAUCAUGAUUUGUCUUUUACAUUGAUAUCAUUCUUUUCCUGGCUAUUAAUUUACACAUGCCAGGCAUCA
This is a messenger RNA of Musa acuminata subsp. malaccensis (wild Malaysian banana), 1470 nucleotides long. RefSeq lists its product as uncharacterized. The record is from RefSeq and is a predicted model, not a curated record. NCBI's taxonomy places the organism in Eukaryota, Viridiplantae, Streptophyta, Magnoliopsida, Zingiberales, Musaceae.